Molecule: messenger RNA, 1181 nt
Organism: Nicotiana tabacum (common tobacco)
Lineage: Eukaryota; Viridiplantae; Streptophyta; Magnoliopsida; Solanales; Solanaceae
Source: RefSeq, a predicted model, not a curated record
UAAAAAUAAUACUUCAGUGACGUUUGACCAUAGUGAGUACAAAAGAUGAAGCUAAUUGUAAUUUGUAACCCUCCGUAAAAAGAACCUAAAAUAUUGCAUUUGCUGAUGAGAUUGGACAACCUAGUCUCGAUUCUCUUGGCUGCUAAACUCAUGGAUUGCUUGAUUUUAUCGAAUGGUUGGUAAUUAUAGGGGAAAUAACCUUCGAUGAUGACUCAUACCCAUGUCAAUCCCACUUGGAUUGGUCCCAAAUCAUUGACUCGACGUUUAAUUCAUCUAAUCUUGUCCCAAAUCAUUUACUUAAAAAAAAAAAAAAUCUGUCUGCUGUUUCCUCCAACAUCAAUCGCUUUCAAUAAAUUGUCCGAUGGCAUGUUUUUUUCCUUUCCUUGCUACCCUUGGCUUUGAUAUUUUUCUCCUGAAUCACCCAUAUAAAUACCUCUUAAUAGAGUUCUCAGUAGAGCUCCCAAUUAAUAUCUUAGUCUCAAUAGUUUCAGUUUCUUGAAUUAUCAGUUACAUCUAUCCACUUUACAUCUAGAGGAGUUGCUUAGGAUUUUGGCAUUGUCAUUUUCGUUAGCACUAAGCUAGGCUUUUUUGAAUAUGUAUUCUUCUACUUGUGCUACUUGGAGUUGUGUAUCUUAUUAUUAAAGUUUCAGUAUAUACUAAGUUCUGCAGCUUUUCAAGUAGAGUUGCUGAGGAACAAUUAACAAGCAUGACAAUAACAGGUGGUCCAAUAAUUAAAGAUGAAUGUCUCACGGUGCGUGGCAAAGUUGUCUUAACUGGGGUGCCAGAAAAUAUUGUCAUUACAUCAGCAAGCUCCAGUUCUGCAUUUCUGGGAGCUAAAUCAAUGACAAUUAGUUCUCAUCACGUCUUUAACCUUGGAGUUCUUGAUGAGGAUUACAAAUUCUUAUGCCUCUUUAUUGUGAAGAUUUGGUGGAUGAUUCCCCGUGUAGGAAAAAUCAGGAAGCGAAGUUCCAAUGGAAACUCAGAUGCUUCUCCUGGAAGUCGGAGAAGAAUAUGUUGUUUUGGAUGAGGAUGAUUCUGCGGACCCUGUUCCUGAAAACUGUUGAGAAACGUUCCUGAAAACUGUUGGGAAACGUGUGAGGCUAAUAGAAGAGAAAAAUAUUUGAAAGAGAAGCAAUAAAUUGUACAAGACAAGACAAGAUUUACGUGGUUAAGCAAUUUUG